This is a messenger RNA of Aegilops tauschii subsp. strangulata, 2269 nucleotides long. The record is from RefSeq and is a predicted model, not a curated record. NCBI's taxonomy places the organism in Eukaryota, Viridiplantae, Streptophyta, Magnoliopsida, Poales, Poaceae.
ACCCGACCUUCGACGAGAUGACCCCUCCAGAGCUCUGCAUCGUCCGUCGUACGCCAGCCAUGGGCGACCUCGAGCGCCGUCUGCAACUCAGCAUGGUGGCCUAUGCCGCGGGUGCCAGGCAUGACUUGUCGCCGGAGUUCGUGCUGGGGGCGCUGGAGACCGUGCUGGAGAUCAGGCCCGAGCGGGUCCCCAUCCACCACUACCGCCCUGAGGACUACUUGGUGGUGUUACAGAGGCCAGAAGACAGGAAUCGGGUGGCGGGUCGUCCGGCCAUAGAAUUCAAUGGAGUCCGCAUCUUCUUCACGCAGUGGAAUCGUCAAGCGCAGGCAGUGCACACCAGGUUCAACUUCAAGGUUUCGCUGGUCCUAGAAGGACUACCCCCACAUGCUUGGGAUCGGGAGGUGAUCGAGGAUCUGCUUGGCUCGGCCUGCCUUGUUGACAUGGUAGCGCCGGAAACCAGCUCGCGCCGUGAUCUGUCUGCCUUCAAGCUCACGAUUUGGCCGGACCCGGAGGCCAUCCCGACCCUGCGCUGGCUGGCGAUCCCCGAGCCGGGACUGGUGGCGCCGCUGGCAGCACCUUCGCUGCUUCAAUACAAGGUUCUGAUCCAUCUGGAUUCCGUGUCUGAGUUUGAGGAGAGAGACGAGCCGUUCUUCUUUAGGGCGUCAUCGGACAGUGGGCAUUGUGGCAUCCUAGACUCGGAGCACGAGUUUGACGGCAAUGGGGAUGGUGGCGGCCCCAGCUUGCCGCCGGCAAGGAGGCAGUGGCAAUUCGGCGUGCGGGAUAAUCGGGGACCUAGAGAUGGACACCAGAGGUGAAGUUCAGCAGUUCCUGCCUCGCCGGCGAUGAGGCUGGCCACCGGAGUUCAAUGGGGGCUGCCGCCGAUGUGAGAGAGACCCCUGAUUUCGGCCGGUGGGCCCGUCAACACAGUCCAAGACAGGCUAUUGCUUCGGGUGUCAGCUUUUGACCGUUUGACCACACCGGUGGGGCCACGUGCUAGGCCAAAGACCAGAGAGGACAGGGCGGUGGCACAGGCUGGCAUCAAGUCAAAUGGCAUUGGCGGCAGAACAGAGGGCGAUGCGAGUCUGGAGGCUUCCAGACCACCCGGGACGUGGUAGGAGACCGCGGGUGAGAGGGUUAUCCAAUUGGAUAUUCCCUCGGAUCUGAUGCCCACCCACCCGAGGCCGAUGCAUGGACUGCAGGAUAGCGGGGUGGGGAUCGAGGACACACCAACCCCUACUGAGGUGGGGACAAAAGAGAAGGAGGGCGCACCUAUCCCGACAGAGGAGGGGACGAAAGAGAAGGAUGACCCACCAGUGAUCAGGAAGGUGGAGCCCACCCAGGAUCCUGCCGUUACGCGGAUUGGGCACAGGGAGUCGAGCCAAGGCAUGCAGAUGGAGCAGCUGACCGCUGGCUCGGGAGCCGAGAGCAUGCAGAUUCUGGUGGAGGGCCCGACAUCUGCGCCAACUAGACAUGAUAAGGAGGAGGGGAGGGCCCACUCGGAUGAGAAUCAUGCAACCAAUGCAUGCAUGGCGACGUACAUGCAGAAUCAAGUGCUGGAGCCAGCCGAGGCCAUGCAGCGCUCGGAAAGGGGAGUGGAUGCGGAGGGGGACAACAAAGCUGAUCUAUCUCUCGCCUUAAUACCUGUGGAGCUGGCUAACGACGGAGCUGAUGCGGAGGGUAUGACAGCACAAGAGGCGGUGGCCUAUAGCAAACUCAAGAGCUUCUACGCCAACAUUAUCAAGAAGUUGCCCCGCCACUGCUCAAGGAAGUGCAGGUGUCGCAGUUACGUCCUGAAGCUGAACCUUUCACCCCGAAGAGGACUACGGGAGCCUCCAAGAAGUUGGCACCUCCGAAGCGAUCAAAAGACAGCCCGGCGGAAAAUGUGUUGUUACAUGCUUUGGGAAUGGUACCAGACGACCUGGAGGUGGAUGAUGGAGUGGUGCAUGAGCUUAAGGCUCUCUUCAAUUCCCCUCUACGUGAGCAGUAUAGCCGCAUCAUCGCUGCCCUUUUUGGCAAAGCUAUUCCGUCGAUGGCUGAGUUGGAAGCUAGCAAUUCGGUGGUAGUUAGCGUUAGCUAGGCGCUCGUGCCUGGGUGUUGGUGUACUUCAUGUCUAUGGAUCUACACCCACAGGUGCUUUGCUGGAACGUUCGCGGACUGAACAAUCCAGCUAAAAGAAAGGCGGUACGGGAGUUUGUUGCCACGAUCCAUGUCAACUUUGUGUGUUUCCAAGAGACUAGACUUGAUGUAAUUGACCAGUUCACAAUUAUGC